This is a messenger RNA of Trypanosoma rangeli, 756 nucleotides long. Its product is annotated as putative protein kinase. Bases 1 to 756 code for a protein of 251 amino acids. The transcript has a single exon. The record is from RefSeq and is a predicted model, not a curated record. NCBI's taxonomy places the organism in Eukaryota, Euglenozoa, Kinetoplastea, Trypanosomatida, Trypanosomatidae.
AUGGGGCCCAUUGAAUGUUCAAUGGGCAAAUUGUACGGUGCCUUUGCGCAUCUCAGCAGGCCCCAGUUGGAGCGUGUGCCCCUAUACGUGAACGACCACAGUGACGUGGAUGUGGCGACGGAAAAGCAUACCUUUCUGCUUGAACGCUACUCCAGCACGUGGAAACUCCAACAGGUCGUGCAUUCCAUGAACGACCUUUUGUUGGUGCUCCGCCAGUUUCGAAAAUUGUUUUCUGAUGCCAUGCUUCACAAGAAAUUUGCGGUGAAAUUGAAAGUCGCGGUGCAUGGUGACACGACGGUCUUAAGGACAUUGCGGCACCAUCCAGUGAGUAACCUGGGUACGCUCAUUUUAGUGUGGAUUUCUUCCUUGCAGAAAAAGCCCCGUCUCAAUUGGCUUAUCACCCUAAGGCCGAAGAAGAGAUUGGCUCACUCUGCGGCAGGCACGAAUGCCGCAGAUGUGGCGCUUCAACGCGAGGCUUUGAAGGGGCAGGUGGAAAACGAAAUUUCCCAAGGAUAUUUUAAUACUUCUGAAAUUCACACUUCUUUCCGGAUUCGUCUGAGAGCAGGACAGGUUACCGUCGUGACUAAAUCCUUGUCUUGUCUCGCAGCGUACAUGUACAACGACAUGCAGUACUGCCAUUACUUUUUGCAACGAUUUCUCUCUCUGGUGACAGAGCUCAUUAAAAUAUAUAAUGGGAUCAGUACUGAAUGCGACACCUGGCACAGUGAUUGCGAUAUGGAAUACGUUUACCGAUAA